AGGAGGGACUGCCCCCGCCCCCCAGCGAGGGCCCCGAGCAGGGCGGCCAGGGGAGCGGGGCGGGGAGCGGGUGCGGUGCGGGAGCCGGGACGACCAGGGAGGCGGCCCCGCGUCACCGCUCCUCCCGCAGGCCUGCAAGAUGGGCUGCGGUCCAGCUCCAACAGCCGCAGCGGCAGCCGGGGUUCCGUGACCCAGCAGAUCCGUAGGCUCAACCAGCAGCCUCCCCAGGGGCUGGGCCCGCGAGGCUUUGACCCAAAUCGAUACCGACUGCAUUUUGAACGGGACAGCCGGGAGGAGGUGGAGAAGAGAAAGAGAGCGGCCCGCGAGCAAGUGCUACAGCCCGUCAGCGCCGAGAUGCUGGAGCUGGACAUCCAGGAGGUCUACCAGCCCGGUUCCGUGCUGGACUUCCCCCGCCGCCCCCCUUGGCGCUAUGAGAUGUCCAAGGAGCAGCUAAUGAGCCAGGAGGAGCGGAGCUUCCAGGAGUAUCUUGGGAAGAUUCAUGGGGCUUACACCUCGGAGAAGCUCAGCUACUUCGAGCACAAUCUGGAGACGUGGAGGCAGCUGUGGCGGGUGUUGGAGAUGUCUGACAUCGUCCUGCUCAUCACCGAUGUCCGGCAUCCGGUUGUGAAUUUCCCGCCAGCACUGUACGAGUAUGUGACUGGAGAGCUUGGGCUGGCCCUGGUGCUGGUGCUGAACAAGGUGGAUCUGGCCCCGCCGGCUCUCGUGGUCGCCUGGAAGCAUCCUCGCAUCCCACAGGACCAUAGUGGCGUGUUGAAGAAGAGUCGGAGGCGGGGGAGAGGAUGGGCUCGGGCCCUGGGGCCGGAGCAGCUGCUGAGAGCCUGUGAGGCCAUCACUGCGGGGAAAGUGGACUUGAGCAGCUGGCGGGAAAAGAUUGCCCGCGACGUGGCUGGGGCCGCCUGGGGCAGUGCCUCGGGGGAAGAUGAGGAAGAGGAUGAUGGGCCCACGGUCCUGGUGGAGCAGCAGACUGACUCGGCCAUGGAGCCAGCCGGCCCCGCCCAAGAGCGCUACAAGGACGGCGUGGUGACCAUCGGCUGUGUGGGGUUCCCCAACGUGGGAAAGUCCUCACUGAUCAAUGGGCUGGUGGGGCGGAAGGUCGUGAGCGUCUCCAGAACCCCGGGCCACACGCGGUACUUUCAGACCUACUUUCUGACCCCCUCCGUGAAGCUCUGUGACUGCCCGGGCCUCAUCUUCCCCUCCCUUCUGCCCAGGCAGCUGCAGGUUCUGGCAGGGAUCUACCCCAUCGCCCAGAUCCAGGAGCCCUACACUGCUGUGGGCUACCUGGCCGCCCGGGUCCCCGUGCAGGCCCUGCUCCACCUGCGCCACCCGGAGGCCGAGGACCCCGUGGCCGAGCACCCCUGGUGUGCCUGGGACAUCUGUGAAGCCUGGGCAGAGAAACGUGGCUACAAGACAGCUAAGGCGGCGCGGAACGAUGUGUACAGAGCGGCCAACAGUCUCCUGAGGCUGGCGCUGGAUGGCCGCCUCAGCCUGUGCUUCCACCCGCCGGGCUACCUGGACCAAAAAGGCACCUGGGAGUCCCAUCCAGAGACCACGGAGCUGGUGGUUUUGCAGGGUAGGGUGGGGCCAGCCGGUGAUGAGGAGGAAGAGGAGGAGGAGGAAGAAGAGCUGAGCAGCUCCUGUGAAGAGGAGGGAGAGGAGGACCGAGAUGCGGAUGAGGAGGGGGAAGGGGAUGAGGACACCCCAACCUCAGUUCCAGGGUCCAGCCUGGCCUCUCGAAACCCUUACACCAUGCUGGGCGAGGACGAGUGCUGAGCCAGGCGCUCUCCCUCCCAGUGUCUGCUUUUGGACGGACCCGGGGUGUCCCCUCUGCCUCCCAGCUGUGAAUAAAGAUGGUCUGCUUUGUAGCCCUUUCCCCAGAUGGCCUCAGGUGGGCGCGCUGCCCGAGACGGACGGACAGCGGUGGGAGGCUUCUCUGCGAAGGAAAAGUUCUCUUAGGAGUCAAGUCAGUGGGUGUGAGGCCACUGCCACGCACCUCGGGAAUGCCAUGGUCCCCAUGGGGAGCCCAGGGCUCUUCAGCUUCUGAGGCCUGGUCUGAGUUCAACCCCUUGAGGAGAUUGUGUCAUCCCUCUCAGGUGUAAGCAGCGGCCUGUGUGCCCCCUGCUGCCAGACCUGGGUUCUACCAGGAGCUUCUGGGAGAGAAGCAGCAAGAAGUGACACUACUGAUGUCUCCAAGUGAGAAUUUUACAGGAUUUAUUCAAAUUCUGCAAGUAUUUGUGGAGUGUGGACUGUGUCGGGCUGGGCUAAGCGCCUAGCGUGUAACGAUGCACAGAUGGGCCUGCCUGGACUUUGCGGCCUGGCCGUGGCGCACUGCACUCCGGCAGCCACGUUCCUGGGUUAAGGGUGUGUAGUGUUCUCCAAAUUCUUGGGCUCAUACAGUAUAAUUCUAGAGUUUCCUGUUGAUGAAAAUACUUAGUUAAGACUAAAUGCUUGUGAAAAUGCUGA
Molecule: messenger RNA, 2481 nt
Organism: Myotis davidii
Lineage: Eukaryota; Metazoa; Chordata; Mammalia; Chiroptera; Vespertilionidae
Gene: GNL1
Product: guanine nucleotide binding protein-like 1
Molecular function (GO): GTPase activity; GTP binding
Source: RefSeq, a predicted model, not a curated record